CCCCCCACCCUCCGCCAUGGUGAAUCCACCUCCAGAUCGAGAAGGGGAGGCAGCAUACGUCGCAUCCACGCACCAGAUCGAGCAGCGGCGCUCCCAGAUCGAUCCAUCUCCAUCGUCCUCGCGGUUGACGCCCAUGUCCUCCUCAAGGAUGGCCGUCUCCGUGCUCCACCACCAUCCUUUCCCUCCUCCCUCACCGCAUCUCACAUGGCGCUGGGAUCUUCCAGAUCGAGCGCCGGCAGGGUAGGCGCCUCCGCCGCCCAAGUCCAAGACCCCGCCUCCGCCGCCGGCAGGGAUCUUCCAGACCAGCGCAAGGUCUUCCGCGUCACUAACCACGCCGGGGUCGCGCUCGCCGGCCUCACCGCCAUCUUCCUCCAUGAGCUGCAGCCCAUCCUCGCCAACCACCUGCAGACCCAGACCGCCACCACCGGCAACGCAUGCGUCGUGGCCUGCAGUGCCGCCGCUGCCAAGGACCACCUCUUCAAGGGGUCGCAGGAGCAGCCGGGCCUGGUCACCAUCACCAUGGAGGAGAUCCUCCGGUUCGUGGCGUCCGUCGGCGGCGCCGUCUGGGUGUCGUCGUACCAGGCUCAUGUCAAGUCAGUUGAGGAUUUCGCGCGGCUGGGCUGUUUCAAUGAGAACCAGGACAAGCAGCAGCCCGCCAAAGCUUCUUCCACCCAACACCAGCCCACUAAACUGACUAGUUUUUCAUGUCUUGUGUGAAAUCUGUACCCUACUGGAAGAUGCCACCAUCAAGUUAAUAAUAACACUAAACUGGUAUAUGUAAUUAUAGCCAGACAAUUUAUAUAAAAAUAUGUAAUCAGUAAGCCUAAAAGCUGCUAAACUGGUAUAUUCAUUAUUUGAGUUCAUUGGAAUAUAAUAAGAAACAAAGAUGAAUCUAUUUCUGCUAUGUGCUGCCUUUGUGCAUAGAUGUAUCUUCAUGAGUCGCAAAACUCUUGACAUGCUUAUGCUAUAGUUGAUUUUCCUAGGUUGUAGUUUGUUCCAUAUCGUGUUAGGUUGUAUUGUAUAAUCUGCAUUAUAAGUGUGGUUUCUAAUGUGCUUAUGCUAGAUUAAUGCAUCAACCUGACAUGUUACAAACCUUGAGCCAGAACCUAUGACAUCUCAUUUUAAAUGGUAAUCAUUGUUGUUAAAAUGCUACUGUUUGAUUUCAUACAAGUGUGUGCCCCCAACUGUUGUAUAGUUGUAUCCAUACUUCUGAGCAUAUUAUUGUCUAGCCUCUUUUGUGAUUAGUCCUCAUUUUUAAUGAUGUUACUGUUUAUCUAAGAUCAUUUGAAGUUUUGAGAUGGCACCUAGCUAGCCUCUUUUGUGAUUAGUCCUCAUUUUUAAUGUCAUCCACACUAUUUUUUUGUUAAUUUUGUUCCUUGUAUGAACAACCUUAUAAUUUUGGUGGAUGCACGUGUGAGUGGCAGGAGGGCUAGUUCAUGUAGCUUACUUCCUGUUUGUCAUUUUGGUGGCUUGCCAUUUUAUUUACAGCAUUGUGGAUGAUGCCAUUAUCCUAGUUUUCACAUUUAUAUUAGUCACUUAAACAAGGUUGGGUUAAGUUGAGUUGUUUUGCUGCUCAUGGCAAUACAAGCCAAUAGAUCUCACAUGCAAAAAUUCAACAGAUUUUGCUAGGUUAAUGUUGAGUUGGGGCUGCUGCCUGCAUAUGCAAAAAUUCAACAGAUUUACAACAUUGUGGAUGAUGCCAUUAUCCUAGUAAUGAUGCAGAGAUACUUACUUGUGCAGGCAAAGGUAUGCAGAGCCAAAUCGUGUGCCACCGUUGUCGAAGGGUGCUGGCCUGCCUGUCCGGGCGCCCAGCGUGUGCGACGCCAUGUGCCAAGCCAUCACCGCCGUGCCACCCCCAGCGCCAGGAGCUCCAGUUCUACAAAAUUUGAAGUUCGAAACCAUAUAGCUCUACUCAGCAAAGAGUCGUCUCUUCUAUUUGAUUGUAAUAGAAUGUAAAUAUUGUAAUAUUGUAAUAGUAGGCAUAUCUGGGUUGUAAUAACUAUAUACAGAUUGUAGUAGACUUAGUUUUAUUUGA
Messenger RNA from Triticum dicoccoides, 2035 nucleotides. RefSeq names its product kinesin-like protein KIN-10B. The transcript has 5 exons. Lineage: Eukaryota; Viridiplantae; Streptophyta; Magnoliopsida; Poales; Poaceae. The coding region runs from base 205 to 717 and encodes 170 amino acids. The record is from RefSeq and is a predicted model, not a curated record.